Messenger RNA from Amoebophrya sp. A25, 2336 nucleotides. NCBI's taxonomy places the organism in Eukaryota, Dinophyceae, Syndiniales, Amoebophryaceae. The record is from the annotation of a GenBank genome assembly.
AUGAGAUUCCUCCGCCACCACCUGCAUCCUCCUCCGCCACCACCCCUCCCGGACCCCCUCCGGUCGAAGACGCCUCGCCUACAACUCCGAGAAAGAGCAGCGAGGACGAGGACUACGCCGCAGGAGGUGCUCCAGGAAGUAGUUCAGCUUACCAUACCCCAGGAGGAGCAGGAGGUGCUCCAGGUAGUAGUACUAGUAGCAAUGCUGGUCCUCCACGUAGCAGUGCGGCUUUACUAGACGCGUCUCCUGCGACAGAGCGAGAUCGUAUUGUAGCGGAAAUCAAACAGAAAAUGAAUGCUACAUCCGAGGAUAGUGCGGCGCCUUAUUGUGGGAGAGACGUCCUUAUUAUGGGUGUAGGGAAUUCAUCAUCUCCAAAUGAGUCAUCUGGACGAAGAGAAAGACAAGAGGAAAAAGGGACCCAGAUGACCCCUGAGAUGAAUUCCCGACACCUCUAACCAUAACAUGAGCCCGGAUGAGAUGCGACAGGAGAUAGUGCGAAUGCAAAGUUUGCUCCUGAAAAACAACGAAAUGCAGAGCGGUGGGGCUGGGGUACUAGUACUUACUCUACGUUUAUUACAGCAUUCAUCUGACGCGAUUUACAUUCAAGUAAGUACGUAGAUGAUACGAGUACACAAUGAGCAGGAGGAAGUCCAAAAAGAACUCAGUUUUUGUGUUUUCGUAUUUCUGUUCUACGAAGAAUUAGUUGAAGAUAAAAUUGAAGAUGGAACAGAUGCAAGUUCUUGUUCAACACGAAAAAAGCCUCAUCUGCAUCACGACGCACCACUACAUCGAUCUCAUUACAGGAUGGCCCUGGCGGAGCAGCUUCCGAUCUUGACGGUGGUGGCUUUAAUGUGGAUCAGCAAGACGGGUAUUUCCUCAACAUUCCCUCCGGGUCUUACUGGCAAGACGGUUUUGGCAGUGGCCCGCCCCUUCCGCCUAGUGGAGACCGCGGUCAGUCGGGUCUGGAGAAGGAGAGACGCGACUACACCAAAGCAGCGCAGCGCCUGUUCAAGGAGAAGGAACGGCAAGAGCGCAGAGAAAGGAAAGCGUAUUUCGAUCGCAAGGAGAGGGAACGACACCAAGAGCGCGACCGUACAGACGCGCGACGGGCAGCACAGGGUCGUGGAGUGAUGCCGCCACCUGGUACAACUGACGGGGGGUACUUAGUAGACCCCUCCGACGUAAAUGCACCACCGCCACAGCCAAGACAGUUUCGUCGAGAAAACAACAUGGAUCGCAGAGGAGGAGGCGAGGUUGACCACAUUGACAAUAGACGUGGCACGAGAGAGGAUAGAAGAACAGGUGGAGAUCAUCACGGCGACCACAGAAGGGACGACAGAAGAGGCGAUCGUGGAGAUGACAGGCGAGACCACGAUCGUCGUGGAGGCGGUGUGCACAGAGGCAGUGGCGGACACAGAGGCGACCGAGGCCAUAGAGGAGGUGAUCGCGACCUCCAUAGAGGCGAUCAUCAUACAACUAGGCCUGAUCGCGAGCAGAUGCAGAUGAGAGGCGACCUUGGCGAGCCGAUGUAUCCACGACGAGACCGAGGAGGCGACCAUUUCCAAGACCACAGACGGGAGAUGCAAGAUAGACGAGGAGAAGAGAGACGAGGAGGUGAAUAUACAACAGACAGAAGGGGUGGAGGUGAUCGGGGCGAUCGUAGAGGAGACCACAGAGGCGAUAGAGACUACAGAGGCGAUCGAGGAGACCACAGAGGUGAUAGAGACUUCUACAGAGGGUCUGGAGACCCGCGAGGAUACAACAAUAACAUGGACCACAACCACGUCAACCUCAUGGUACCUCCUCCAGGCAGCGGCCAGCGUGAGAGCAUGCGUGAUGCCAGGCUCCACAGCAUGGACAACGGUCCUCCUGGACUGAUGCCUGGGAGAGAUCGAAGGGAUGAUCGACGUGGAGGUCCUCCUCAGAAUGAGAUGGAUUUUGGUCCUCCGCCAAGACGCGACCGCGAUCUAGAUCAAGGAGGCCACCUGGAACGAGGCGGUCCGUCGGGUAACUUCUAUGCAGGAGAACGCGACGGCAGGAGAGACCGAGGAGACCAUAUUAGAGGUGAUAGAGACCACAGAGGCGAUCGAGGAGAUCAUAGAGGUGAUAGAGAUCAUAGAGGUGAUAGAGACCAAAACAAUCGCAAUGGCGGAGGCAAAGGUCGAGGCAAAGAUCACACUCGUGGAGGAAAUGAUCUGAUGCAGCAGAUGCCUAGAGAAAUGUCCAACGUGAAUGUUCGCGGAGGUCGCGGGCCGCAAGACCACGACAUGAUGGACUACAACCGGGGAGCAGCACCGCAGCAGCCACCAGUACGACCUGCGAACGAAGUACAGUGA